UCUGGUUGGCCUCAUGCUACUGAGCGGAGCUUCUCCUGCCGGCUCCGGCCCGGGGCCGCGGGCGCAGGGGAGCGCGGGGGGCGGCCCGGCUGGAUCGCGCCGGGGCGCCGGAGGUGCGGGAACCGGCCCAGGAGGGGGCGGCAGCGGCGGAGUGGCCAAGUGGCUCCGGGAGCACCUGGGCUUCCGCGGGGGGGGCGGCGGCGGAGGUGGGGGCAAGCCGGCGCCCCCGGAGCCGGACUACCGCCCCCCCGCACCUUCCCCGGCCGCGCCCCCCGCACCUCCCCCGGACAUCUUGGCCGCCUACCGACUGCAGAAGGAGCGCGACUUCGAAGACCCCUACUCCGGGGGGCCGUCCGGCUCCGCUGCUCUAGCCACCCCUGCCGUUCCCGGCCCCACGCCGCCCCCGCGCCACGGCUCGCCACCCCACCGCCUUAUUCGGGUCGAGACCCCUGGCCCCCCAGCGCCUCCUCCCGAGGAACGGAUCUCUGGACCACCCGCCAGCAGCGACAGGUUAGCAAUUCUAGAAGACUAUGCGGAUCCAUUUGAUGUUCAGGAGACUGGUGAAGGCCCAAUAGGAGCUUCAGGAGCCCCAGAGAAGGUCCCCGAAAAUGACGGUUACAUGGAGCCCUAUGAGGCCCAAAAGAUGAUGGCCGAGAUCCGGGGCUCCAAGGAGACAGCAGCUCAGCCCUUGCCUCUGUAUGACACGCCCUAUGAGCCAGAGGAGGAGGAGGAGGGGGCCACCCCGGAAGGUGAGGGGGCCUCCUGGCCCCGGGAGUCCCGCCUGCCAGAGGACGACGAGAGACCCCCUGAGGAGUAUGACCAGCCCUGGGAGUGGAAAAAGGAGAGGAUUUCCAGAGCCUUUGCAGUUGACAUUAAGGUCAUCAAAGACCUACCUUGGCCUCCACCGGUGGGACAGCUGGACAGCAGCCCCUCCCUUCCCGACGGGGACAGGGACAUCUCCGGUCCAGCCUCACCCCUCCCUGAGUCCAGCCUGGAGGAUGGCAGCGCCCAGUUUGAAGGAUCUGAGAAGAGCUGCCUGUCACCUGGCCGGGAGGAGAAGGGGCGGCUCCCUCCCCGACUCUCUGCAGGGAACCCCAAGUCAGCCAAGUCCCUAAGCGUGGAGCCCAGCAGCCCCCUGGGGGAGUGGACAGACCCAGCACUGCCACUGGAAAACCAGGUCUGGUACCACGGGGCCAUCAGUCGAACAGAUGCCGAGAACCUGCUCCGGCUGUGCAAAGAGGCCAGCUACCUGGUGCGCAACAGUGAGACGAGCAAGAACGACUUCUCCCUGUCCCUCAAGAGCAGUCAGGGCUUCAUGCACAUGAAGCUGUCCCGGACCAAGGAACACAAGUAUGUGCUGGGCCAGAACAGCCCACCCUUCAGCAGCGUCCCUGAAAUCGUGCACCACUACGCCAGCCGCAAGCUGCCCAUUAAGGGGGCCGAGCACAUGUCCCUGCUCUACCCCGUGGCCAUCCGGACUCUGUAGGUGUGAGGCCCGGGCAUUGUGACAGAUCUGGACCCAGCCCUGUGCUCAUCCCCUGGCUGAGGGCUGUGGCCCUUCGUGGGCCACAUGAUCUCUCAAACCUUUCUUGCCCUCUCCCUGGAAUCGAGUGGCAGCUGGAGAUUCCUUAAUUUAUUCUAAAGGGAAGGACUACUGGAGCCUUGGAGUAAGAGGUGGUCUGGAGCUGAGGAUAGAUGACUCCCUGGGGGGAAAGGCUAGCCCCUGGAGGAAGGGAUUUCAGAAUCGCUGAUCUCCUGAGGAGUUUAAGAUAGACAGCUCCAGCCCCUUUCUUCCCCUAGGGCAGAGGUGGCGACCUCCUCCCCGCCACCCUCUUUACCCAGGGGUGGAGGGGUGGAUUGGGAAUGGAGCUGGACGCGGGCCCUCGGGGCGCUCUAACCACCUCUCCGCCUCCACCCCCAAACCACCAGCGGGCUCCGCCCGGAGUCUGGUGCGGGGCUUCGGGAAGACAGACCCGUGGGAUGGAGACGGCAUUGGGGGUGGGGAAGGAGGGGAAGGGCUCGGCCGGAGGGAACUUGUGCAGGCCCGGGGCCGCCCCGGCUCCGGGCCAGAGGCAAUAAAUAAACCCAGUCCUGCCAGGCACAGCCGCUUCCGCGCCUCCAGCGCCGCAGCUCCCUCCCGUCCGCCCCCCGGCUGACGGG
Molecule: messenger RNA, 2160 nt
Organism: Physeter macrocephalus (sperm whale)
Lineage: Eukaryota; Metazoa; Chordata; Mammalia; Artiodactyla; Physeteridae
Gene: SHF
Product: Src homology 2 domain containing F
Exons: 8
Coding region: 14-1486 (490 amino acids)
Molecular function (GO): phosphotyrosine residue binding
Source: RefSeq, a predicted model, not a curated record